Molecule: messenger RNA, 3685 nt
Organism: Pyricularia oryzae 70-15
Lineage: Eukaryota; Fungi; Ascomycota; Sordariomycetes; Magnaporthales; Pyriculariaceae
Exons: 4
Coding region: 643-3129 (828 amino acids)
Biological process (GO): fatty acid beta-oxidation; peroxisome organization; very long-chain fatty acid catabolic process
Cellular component (GO): peroxisomal membrane
Molecular function (GO): ATP binding; ABC-type transporter activity; long-chain fatty acid transmembrane transporter activity
Source: RefSeq, a predicted model, not a curated record
CGGAUGUUUUGCUCCCCCAGAUACAAUUCGGUUUGGACAGGUCUCGAAAAUCAAUUGGACAAAGCCAUCUCGGGUACCUAGCUUUCCUACCUACCUUAACUAUUCUGAAUCUGAACGUAACAACGCACACGAAAUAAGUACAUUGUUCACGUGGGUUAGUUCGGUUUCAAGCAAAUAAAGGCAAACAAAUCCCAGACCAAAACUGCACAGUCAAACGGCUUAUCCCAGUUAUGCCGAGCGGCCGGAUACCGCUUUGCUGGAUCACGGUGCUUCGAUAGUCGAUCGAUGUUCGGAUGAGUGCAUCUGUGAAUUAAGCGACUCGAGCAAAGGUGCUGCUGCCGCUGCUGCUGAUCUAGCUACCUUACCUAGCUCUAGUCUACUUCUAGUGUGGUGUACGACUAAACGUCUCUUGUUCUCUCUCGAAUCCGACGAUAAGUCUAAAUCAGCAUCAUCAAUACAACAACACAAUCUUUACGUGAGACGCAACACAGCACAAACAUAAUACACGACGAUCAUAUACACAAAGCAUACAUUGGCGACGACAACGAAACGGAUCAAACCCACCCGGCCUUUCCUUGUAACCACUCCAUGGACUGCUAGCACCAUCACCAAAGGCGCAUUCCAAAUACACACAUUCCCGGGAUGGCGGCACAAUCAACUCUCCGCCACUCGGCGGCCGAGGCAGCCAUCGCCGCCUUCCUCGACAAGUACACGGAGAUGAUCAGUACUCGCUUGCGCAAGACGUCGCGCACGACCAGGCUGCUGGGAACGUUGGCACUCGUCGCUUCAAUUGUGCUCGCCGGCGCGGGGGGUAGGCGAUGGUGGAGGCGGCGGCGGCAGGAGCGCGAGACGGGCCGCAAGCUCGUCCGCACAAACAGUUGGCUGUCCAACAAGGACGGCUCGCGCACAAUCUACGUCCCCUACAAGGACGGCACAUCAAAGGUGGUCAUACAGCGCACCAAACCCCUGACGUUUGAGGCGCACAGGAGGCUGUUUUUGAACCCGCCGAGGGUCUCGGGCCUGGCCGAUGGUUCCGUCCCGGCCGCCCAGACCAAGCCUGGUCUGAACCUGGCCUUCCUCCACCAGUUCCUAAGCCUCAUGAGCAUCAUGAUCCCCCGCUGGUCUAGCAAGGAGGCUGGUCUGCUGGUCAGCCAUGGCAUGUUUCUGAUGCUACGGACGUACCUGUCGCUGAUUGUUGCGCGCCUCGACGGUGAGAUUGUGAGGGACUUGGUUGCUGGAAAUGGAAAACAGUUCCUCUGGGGAAUUGUCAAGUGGUGCGGACUGGGAGGUUUUGCAUCAUACACCAAUGCCAUGAUAAAAUUCCUCGAGUCAAAGGUCUCCAUUGCAUUCCGGACGAGGUUGACUCGGUAUAUCCAUGAUUUAUACCUGAAUGACAACCUCAACUACUACAAACUGCCCAACCUAGACGGCGGAGUGGGCCACGGCGCAGAUCAGUACAUCACACAGGAUCUUACAUUAUUCUGCGCCGCGGCGGCAAAUCUCUACUCGUCAUUAGGAAAGCCGUUUGUCGACAUCUGUCUCUUCAACUACCAGCUCUACCGUUCGUUAGGCCCCGUCGCCUUGACGGGUCUGUUGAGCAACUACUUCCUGACGGCCACGAUCCUACGCAAGCUGUCGCCGCCAUUUGGUAAGCUCAAGGCAGUCGAGGGCCGCAAGGAGGGUGACUUUAGGACUCUGCACGCAAGGCUCAUUGCCAACGCUGAGGAGGUUGCCUUUUACGGUGGCGCCGACAUGGAGAAGCACUUCCUGAACCGCGAGUUCAAGUCGCUCAAGAACUGGAUGGAGGGCAUCUACAUGCUCAAGAUCAAAUACAACAUUCUCGAGGACUUCAUCCUCAAGUACAGCUGGUCCGCCUACGGCUACCUGCUGUCUUCCCUGCCCGUCUUCCUCCCGGCCUGGGGUGGUCUCGGCGGCGCGGCCGAGAUGGCUGCCGGCAGUGAGGAAGGUCACAGGGAGCGCGGCCGCAUGGGCGCCUUCAUCACUAACAAGCGCCUCAUGUUGUCGCUGGCUGACGCCGGCGGCAGGAUGAUGUACUCGAUUAAGGACCUCUCGGAGCUUGCAGGCUAUACGAGCAGGGUCUACAGCCUGAUCUCGACGCUGCACCGUGUGCACGCCAACGCCUACUACCCCCGCGGCCGCAUCAACGAGCUGUACUCGAUGUCAGAUGUUCAGGGAACCAUGCAAAAGGGCUUCGACGGCGUGCGUCUCGAGCACGUCCCUGUUGUCGCGCCUGCGUUGUGGCCGCAGGGUGGUGAGGAGCUCAUCGAGUCUCUGUCGCUUGUUGUGAGGCGCGGAGAACACUUGCUGAUCUCUGGAGCCAACGGUGUCGGCAAGUCUGCCGUCUCACGCAUCCUGGCCGGGCUCUGGCCCGUCUACCGCGGUCUUGUCAGCCGGCCGAAGAACACGGGCGAGGACGGCAUCAUGUUCCUCCCGCAGCGGCCGUAUCUGUCCAUCGGCACGCUCCGCGACCAGGUCAUCUACCCCGACGGCGAGCUCGACAUGCGCGGCAAGGGCAGGAACGAAGCGCACCUGAAGCGCGUCCUCGACGAGGCCAAGCUUGGAUACCUCCCGGACCGCGAAGGCGGCUGGGACACGCGCAAGGAGUGGAAGGACGUCUUGUCCGGCGGAGAGAAGCAGCGUGUCGGUUUCGCCCGUCUUCUCUACCACGAGCCGCAGUAUGCAUUUAUCGACGAGGGCACCAGCGCCGUCUCCAACGAUGUCGAGGGCUACCUCUACGAGAUGUGCAAGGAGAAGGGAAUAACUCUCGUAACUAUUUCCACCAGGGCAUCGCUCAAGAAGUACCACACAUAUAACCUCGUGCUCGGCCUCGGCGACAAUGGCGACGAGUGGACGCUCGAGCGCAUCGGUACGGAGCGCGAGAAGAUGAACGUGGAGAGGGAACUGCACGAGCUACGCGAGCGACUCGAGCAGGUCGAGGAGUGGAAGCAGCGCCACCAAGAGGUGGAGCAGGAGCUGGCCCGCGUCUGGGUAGAGGGCGGUGACGUCUUGGGCCCGCCGCCGUACGUAGAAGCGGAGGGGAAGCAGCCCGCGCAGACGGACAAGACAAGCAGCGACGAUGGUCUGUCGUCAUCUGGCGUACAGGUGUAGAGGGGGGCUGUUUUGAGGGGAGGAGUAUGGUAAUGUGACUGGGCCGGAGUUGUUUGUAUGUCUGUGUUGUUGCUGUUGCCACCAGUUACUACUUUUAAACUUGUACAUGCAUAUGGGCUGAAAGGAAUGGAUUAUUUCCAUGCCGGUAUUUCCUUUUUCUGGUAUCUCAUUCUUGGCUUAUUCCUUUGGCCGUUGCUGAGGAGGCGCUCGGUGUUCCCUUGCGUCUCUUAGCGUUCGUCGUUUAUGCACUUUGUCCUCCCAAGGGCUGAUGGGGCAACGGACAUAUACCACCACUAGCGGCUCGCUUUGGCACUCGGCUGGUUUUGUCGGUGAUCCCCAAAUGCAGCACCAAGAUCUGAUAUAAGCCUCAGAUGCUUGUUGCUUUUCUUAUUUUCUCCUUGAGGGGGUCAAUGUUGGAGACCAUAGAAAAGUGAAGCCCACAAGUAUUCAAAGUAAAUCACAAAAACGGGUCGCAAAUGUGGUAGAACCUUUGCGUGUCUGUGUCCAAGGGUAUAGGACAUAUGUCAGGGUAUAGGAUGUUGGGCAUUGACUUGCG